This is a messenger RNA of Drosophila simulans, 665 nucleotides long. Its product is annotated as leucine-rich repeat extensin-like protein 3. The record is from RefSeq and is a predicted model, not a curated record. Lineage: Eukaryota; Metazoa; Arthropoda; Insecta; Diptera; Drosophilidae. The transcript is spliced from 2 exons. Bases 105 to 542 code for a protein of 145 amino acids.
CGCAGCCCCAAAAAACAAUGAGCUAUAAAAACCGUAGUCACACUUCGAGUUCAGCAGCACAAAUCAACUUGUGAUCCAAGCAGCAACAAGCCCAUCUCCUCAAGAUGAAAUUCCUGAUCAUUGCCGUCGCCUUCUUGGCCUGCGCCUACGCUGAUGUUUCCGAGCUGGCUGCCGGAGGAUACGAUUACCCCCAGCCCGCUCCACCGGCACCUGUGAAGAGCUACAUUCCCCCACCGCCACCACCACCCCCACCAGCACCCAAGAACACCUACAUUCCUCCCCCGGCUGCACCUGCCAAGGCCUACAUCCCACCGCCACCACCACCACCACCACCGGCGCCCAAGAACACCUACAUCCCUCCAGCACCUGCUCCAGCUGCUCCCGUGGAGACCUACAUCCCUCCUGCAGCUCCUGCUCCCGCAUACAUCCCACCUGCUCCUGUCCAGGCCGAGGAGCCCAUUAUCGAGGAGAUCGAGCAGCCCGCCCAGGACGGCUACCGCUACAAGACCGUCCGUCGCCGCGUCUUCCGUCACCGCAACUAAGUCCGUGACACCCAAUUGUUGACUAAUGUGAUAGGCCUCCGGCAAAGAUCACCUUGCCCAGGUAUCAGUUAAUGUUUUCUUUAAAGAUGGAUGUGAAGAGUAAAUAAAUAAUCAAAACGCACA